Candidula unifasciata is the source of this 167-nucleotide messenger RNA. The record is from the annotation of a GenBank genome assembly. NCBI's taxonomy places the organism in Eukaryota, Metazoa, Mollusca, Gastropoda, Stylommatophora, Geomitridae.
CUGUCACUUUUCAGGAAAUCACUUCAUCAAAAACUGGACUUCUCAGGUGGUUACAGCAGAUUAAUGAAGAUGGAAUCAGCAUUGUCACGGAUGUGCCAUUAGAUGAUCAUCGGGUAGCACAGGUCGCCGAACUAGUUGGUCCUGUAGCUAGUACCAUAUAUGGAACA